Dracunculus medinensis (Guinea worm) is the source of this 396-nucleotide messenger RNA. The record is from the annotation of a GenBank genome assembly. NCBI's taxonomy places the organism in Eukaryota, Metazoa, Nematoda, Chromadorea, Rhabditida, Dracunculidae.
AUGAAUGAGGAGUGUAUAAUACGUAAACUCAUCGCAGAUGGUGAUGGUGGUGGUGACGAUAGGCGAUUUGCCUCGUUACUUCCUUUAAUAAUUCGCAUGAUAAAGGAUCCAGAAUCGACAUCGAGUUUAUUGCCAAAAGUAUUGAAAAUGUUGGAUGCAGCUGAAACUGCAAUUCAGCGACAACUUAUGAUCGGUUCCAUGAAUGAAAAACAAGUCGAAUCCUAUAAGGAGUUGGCUAGUCAAAUUGAGGCGCAAAUUUUGGAAGCAAAUGAGAAAAUACAACUAACAAAGAAGCAGUUGGUCUUAGCAAAGGGUAUUCGAAAGAAUAAAGAAGAAUAUGAAUUACUUGCAAAAAUGAUUGAAAAAAUUCCAUCUCGACAUGAAACAACUAUGUAA